AGAUUUGUGUUCUGUCUGCGUGGCGUUGGCUGCUACAUUCAUUCUUUGAUUGGGGGUUACGAGAGGAGCGGAUAGAGAGAGAUAAUGGGAAGAGUGUUUUUGGUGGAUUUGGGAAACAGGACACACUACAGAUGCCGAUUCUGUGAGAGUCAUCUUGCUCUGAUCGACGAUGUUCUCUCCCGGGUGGGUAAUGCAGAGAGCCAGAUGUAAUCAGGAAUGUUCAAUUAUAGAUUGGUUGGUGUCUACCUGGAUGUGGAUUGUGGACCCUUCUUCAAUGAAUGAUAUCUCAAUUCUGAUGGCUUCAACAGUCCAAUAAGAUUACACUGAAUGACAAAAAUGCUAAAUUGUAUGUAGAAAACCAUUUUUACCAGUUCUGGGAAAGUCGAUAAUUUGGGUACUUGUGAGGCAUCAGAGAUUUCUGAGUAGCCCCGGAAUUCAGAAAAGAUGAUGGUGUAUAUGGAUUGCUUUAUUGUCUAAAUAUUGGGUUCAUUAAGCUGCAAUUCAUGAGGAAGACACAUAAGCAAUAACAAAAUUAGAGAUGAUGUGUAUACUAUUUAGGCUUGUGCUAAUUGUGAACUUUGAGAAUGCUAUGAUUAAAAAUUGGAUGAAAUGACUGCUUUUGAGCGAGCAAAAUAUUCUUUUACUUGCAGUCGAGGGAGGGCAUUACUCUUCAAUAAAGUGGUGAACGUGACAGUUGGACCCCAGGAAGAGAGGAUCAUGAUAUCUGGUAUGCAUACUGUGGAAGAUGUAUUUUGCUGCUGCUGCGGACAGAUUAUUGGAUGGAAAUAUGUUACUGUGCAUGACAAAGAUCAGAAGAAGUAUAAAGAAGGGAAGAUUGUUUUAGAAAGAUGGAGGAUAACUGUAACUGGGCUCACUGAGGGAUUCAAUUUGGAUAACCAUUCUGGUUCAAGUGAUGCAGAAACACCUUAGAAAACUUCUGCUGACCUGUGCAAUAAUGGAUAAAAGUUGGAUAUUCACAGUAAUUCUUGAUCAUAUAUAUUAUAUAUAUAUAUAUGAAAUUUUUGGAAGUUAAAACAGAAGCUUGCACUUUGGCUGGUAGUAGGUUUAACAUUCUUUUCUAUGCACCAUGUUUGGGAGGGCUACAAAUCUUUUGAUGGAAUUUCUUGGUGAAGGUGGGGUGGUGUUAGACAUAUGGGUUUUUAAAUUAAUAGUAUCAUGUUAAUUUAAUGGUUUUCUUAAUUUCAUCUUUGGCUGCAUUAGACUGCACGAUAUAUACUAUUAC
Rubroshorea leprosula is the source of this 1243-nucleotide messenger RNA. The record is from the annotation of a GenBank genome assembly. NCBI's taxonomy places the organism in Eukaryota, Viridiplantae, Streptophyta, Magnoliopsida, Malvales, Dipterocarpaceae.